This is a messenger RNA of Ostreococcus tauri, 1149 nucleotides long. RefSeq names its product Basic-leucine zipper domain. The transcript is spliced from 2 exons. Gene Ontology annotation, molecular function: DNA-binding transcription factor activity. Lineage: Eukaryota; Viridiplantae; Chlorophyta; Mamiellophyceae; Mamiellales; Bathycoccaceae. The record is from RefSeq and is a predicted model, not a curated record. The coding region runs from base 1 to 1149 and encodes 382 amino acids. Gene Ontology annotation, biological process: regulation of DNA-templated transcription.
AUGGAUCGCGUGCCGAGCGCGGACGAUCUCAUGUCCGCGCUCAUGUGGCGAACCGCCCAUCACGCGCACCAAAACGGCCCGAACGGCGGACAAGGGAAUGCGCUGACCCCUGGGGUGGCGCGAACGCCGUCGCAAAACGAGAUGGAAAGUUACUACGCGGCGAUGAUGGCGAACGCGGCGGCGGGAGGGAGCGGCGGGGCGAUGAGUGAGCAAUUUUUUGCUGGUUUGGGAGGCGCGUCGGGAAGCGCGCCAAACUCCAGAGAGGGAACGCCGGGGAUUCCGAGAGUAGCGUCCAUCGAUGUGUUGAGGAAGAUGAUCAUAGGCGGAGGAUACGGCGGUGGCGCGGUCCCGGGCCAAGGGAACGCGUCGCCGGGGUCGAUGACGCCGACGACGGCGCCUGCGAUCUCGGGGUUCGCGAGCGGGGCGAAUUUGAGCGCGCUUGGACAGCUCGGUGCCGCGGCGGCUGAGGCGGCUGCGCAGGGCGGCGAAACCACGACGACGGGCCGUGGUGCGAAACGCGGUGCGAAGAAAGCCGCGGCCAAGGCGCCGCCGGCGAAGAAGGCCAAGGCGGCGGUGGCCAAGAGCGUUGCCAAGGGUAAGAAUGGGGUGAGCGAGAAGUCUGUGACCAAGGGUUCGACCGAGCUGGACGACGACCACGACAGUGAUGGACAGUCUCACCAGGACGGCGAUGGAACGAACGAUUUACGACGUCAACGUCGUAUGCUAAGCAAUAGAGAAAGCGCUCGACGUAGUCGCCGACGUAAACUCGAGCACGUCGCCACGCUCGAGUCGAAGAUUGCGCGUCUCCAAGCCGACUGGCAAGCUACCUUGCACCACGCACGAGCUGCCGAUGCGCGCGUGUCGGAGCUCGUGCGAGAGAACGCCGCAAUUAGGGCAGAGAGAGACAGACUACUUCAAAUUCUUCGAGAACAAGGUCCGCCGGGCGGGAACGUCACCACUCCGAAGACGGGUACGGCGUUGGAGCGCAAAUCUAGCCUCCAGCGCAUCUCCAGUAACGGCGACUUGAAGGGCGAGCUCGGAAAGGGCUCUCCCACGAUCGGUUCCGGCAGUGGAUUCGUCCCGUUCAGAAGUCUCCAAAGCUAUGAGAACCUGCUAGCUUUGCAGGAGGCCAAGGAAGGGAAAAAGUGA